This is a messenger RNA of Rosa rugosa (rugosa rose), 1198 nucleotides long. RefSeq lists its product as uncharacterized. The coding region runs from base 87 to 1058 and encodes 323 amino acids. NCBI's taxonomy places the organism in Eukaryota, Viridiplantae, Streptophyta, Magnoliopsida, Rosales, Rosaceae. Gene Ontology annotation, molecular function: hydrolase activity. The transcript has 4 exons. The record is from RefSeq and is a predicted model, not a curated record.
UAUGCACACAGCAUCAUGUUCAUUUUUGCCGGCUAUUGAACAAAACCUCUUCUCUUCUCUCUACCUGGGAUUAGAGAGAAGCAGAGAUGAAUAUGAUGAUGAUGAAUUAUCAGGUUGAUCACCAAAGGAUCAAAACCAAUGGAAUAUGGAUGCAUGUAGCAGAGAAAGGUACGGGUCCUCUUGUUCUAUUGAUUCAUGGCUUCCCAGAAUUCUGGUAUGCUUGGCGCCACCAGAUCAACUUCUUGGCUGACAACGGUUACCAUGUCGUGGCUCCUGAUUUGAGAGGCUAUGGUGACUCUGACUCUCCCCUCAGCCCCAGCUCCUACACCAUGAUGCACAUAGUUGGAGACCUCAUCGGCCUAAUUGACCAUUUUGGUCAACAAAAGGUGUAUGUAGUAGGACAUGACUGGGGAGCAGUUGCUGGGUGGUAUCUGAGUUUGUUCAGGCCAGACAGAGUUAUGGGGUUUGUCGCUCUAAGUGUUCCAUACUAUCCAAGGUCUCCGAACUGUAAAACUGUCCAAUCAAUCAAAAAAAUCUACGGAGAUGGAUGUCAUGUCAUUCAAUUCCAGGAACCGGGAAGAGCAGAGAAAGCGUUCGCGAGGUAUGACUACACGACAGUGAUGAAGAAGUUCUUGCUUAUAACCGACAAAAUGAUAGCCCCUCCGGACAUGGAGAUCAUUGAUUUCCUGGAGACAAAAUGGUCAUUGCCACCAUGGCUAACAGAAGAGGAUAUCCAGGUGUAUGCUGAGAAAUUUGAGGAAUCUGGCUUCACUGGUGCUUUCAACUACUACCGUGCAAUGGACCUGACUUGGGAGCUUCUUGCACCCUGGCAAGGAUCAAAAAUCACAGUUCCCGUGAAGUUCAUAGUCGGUGACAAAGAAUUUGGUUUCCAGUCUGGUGGCGCAAACGAUUUUGUGGAAGGUGAUGAGUUCAAGAGCCUUGUCCCGGACCUGGAAGUGGUUAUUAUAGACGGACACCAUUUUAUUCAAGAAGAGAACCCUCAAGAAGUCUCCAACCAAAUACUUUCCUUCCUGCGUAAACACCCCAUGGAUCUGUGAAUUUGCAUCGUUUUGUAUCAGCUUUGAGUGUCUAAUUUUAUGAUAUUUGUGUUUUUCUCUAUCUUCUUAAGACAUGUAGGAAACUCUCUGUUUAUAGUCUGAUGUGAAUAUUUGAUAUGAGGUACAAUUAGCAUUUUUCA